Messenger RNA from Boleophthalmus pectinirostris (great blue-spotted mudskipper), 1860 nucleotides. Its product is annotated as inositol-3-phosphate synthase 1-A. Lineage: Eukaryota; Metazoa; Chordata; Actinopteri; Gobiiformes; Gobiidae. Gene Ontology annotation, cellular component: cytoplasm. Gene Ontology annotation, molecular function: inositol-3-phosphate synthase activity. The transcript is spliced from 11 exons. The record is from RefSeq and is a predicted model, not a curated record. Gene Ontology annotation, biological process: inositol biosynthetic process; phospholipid biosynthetic process. Bases 125 to 1759 code for a protein of 544 amino acids.
CAGACGCUCACCUCAUGACGGUACGUGAGGAGCUUUUAACGCGCGCCGCACCAUCUGAACUCAGCAGCGAGCUCUUCAUUCAAAGCUGUGGAGCGACACAACGCCUAUUACAGGAGCAUCAGCCAUGUCAGUGAAGAUCCACAUAAACAGCCCUCAUGUGAGCUACACAGACACUCACAUUGAGGCAGAUUAUGUGUACCAGAGCACAGCUGUUCACAGAGAGGGCGACCACAUCACGGUGACCCCACGCAACACUCAGAUGACCUUCCGGACACAGAGCCACGUGCCCAGGCUCGGAGUGAUGCUGGUGGGUUGGGGAGGCAACAAUGGCACCACCGUCACUGCUGCGGUACUCGCCAACAAACUGCAGCUAACGUGGAGAACCAAGACUGGAGUCAAGAAGGCAAACUACUACGGCUCCCUACUGCAGUCCUCUACUGUGUGUCUAGGCUCUGACCCACAAGGUGACGUCAACAUACCCUUCCGCGAUCUUUUACCCAUGGUGCACCCAAAUGAUAUUGUCUUUGAUGGCUGGGAUAUUUCCUCCUUGGAUCUGGGGAGGGCAAUGGAGCGAGCCGAGGUGCUUGACUGGGCCUUACAGGAGCAGCUGCGUCCAAUCAUGAGCCGAAUGAAACCCAGAAAGUCCAUUUAUAAUCCAGAUUUCAUCGCUGCUAACCAGGAGAGUCGAGCUGAUAAUGUCCUCAUGGGGACUAUAGCAGAGCAGAUGAAGCAGAUCCGAGCUGACGUCAAAGACUUCCGCAGCUCCAGUGGUGUGGACAAAGUGAUUGUGCUGUGGACGGCGAAUACAGAGCGCUUCUGUGAUGUCACCCCAGGGCUUAAUGACACUGCAGACAACCUACUAGCAGCUAUUCAGGCCGGGGCAGAGGUGUCUCCCUCCACCCUAUUCGCUGUGGCCAGUAUCCUGGAGGGCUGUGCCUUCAUCAAUGGAUCCCCACAGAACACCUUCGUCCCCGGGGCCGUGGAGCUGGCCGUGCAGAGGGGAGUGUUCAUCGGAGGAGACGACUUUAAAUCAGGACAGACCAAGAUCAAGUCAGUGCUGGUGGACUUCCUGGUCAGCGCUGGCAUCAAGCCCACCUCAAUCGUCAGCUACAAUCACCUGGGCAACAACGACGGCAAGAACUUGUCGGCUCCACAGCAGUUCCGCUCCAAAGAGAUCUCCAAGAGCAACGUGGUGGACGACAUAGUGCAGUCCAACCAUGUCCUGUACAAGCCCGGAGAGAAGCCUGACCACUGUGUGGUGAUAAAGUAUGUGCCGUACGUGGGUGACAGCAAGCGCGCCAUGGAUGAGUACAUGUCGGAAAUCAUGAUGGGCGGGACCAAUACUAUCGCCCUGCAUAACACUUGUGAGGACUCAUUACUGGCCAGCCCCAUCAUCCUGGACCUGGUGAUCCUCACAGAGCUGUGUGAGCGUGUGAGUGUGCGUGUGCAGGGAGAGCAGGAGGAGCAGUCCUUCCACAGUGUACUGGCUCUGCUCGCCUUCCUCUGCAAGGCUCCCCUCGUACCACCAGGGGCGCCAGUGGUCAAUGCAUUCUUCAAGCAGAGGGCGUGCAUUGAAAAUAUUAUGAGAGCCUGUCUCGGACUUCCACCUCAGAACCACAUGUUAUUGGAGCACAAGUUGCAGAAAGGUUUUGUUCUUCUUCAGAAGAAGAAGUUUGGAGAGACAGCUCUCAAUGGAGAAGCACGAACCAAUGGACAUGGCUACAUCGACGGCUACUCCUAUAACAGUGAACCAGCGUAGUACUGUUAGGAAAUCUACCAAUGAUGUUGUUUAUGCAAAUACUACAAUUCUCUGAUAUAAAACUUGAAUUUGUAAUUGCCGAUUAAACACUCAUUCUAGUA